Messenger RNA from Monosiga brevicollis MX1, 1251 nucleotides. RefSeq lists its product as uncharacterized. Lineage: Eukaryota; Choanoflagellata; Craspedida; Salpingoecidae. Gene Ontology annotation, biological process: proteolysis. The record is from RefSeq and is a predicted model, not a curated record. The transcript has 5 exons. Gene Ontology annotation, molecular function: zinc ion binding; metallocarboxypeptidase activity. Bases 1 to 1251 code for a protein of 416 amino acids.
AUGAGGGGGCCGUUGCUGGUGCUGUGCCUGUUUUUGGGUCAAUGGGUUUGUGGGGAGAGCCGUGAUGUCCAGCGCCAGCGCGAGACGGUGACGCCCGACUACGCGAUUUACCACAACGUCUCCAGCGUGUUGCACGAGAUUGAUGCGCUCGUCAGCCGUUCCGAGUCGCUGCUGCACUAUGGCAAACUGUAUGAAUCGACCCAAGGUCGGCUCAUACCUUCCGUCAAGAUUCGCAAUGCCAGUGGCAUCAGUGCUGGACCCCAUGGCCGUCGAAUCCAAGUCUUAAUUGUAGCGGGCGAGCACGCUCGGGAGCUGGUACCCGUCGAAUGGGUUCUCACGUUGCUGAGCACGGCCCUCGUAGCCGAACACGCCCCGCAGGACUCCGCCCGGGGAAAACUGAUGCGCUGGCUCCUCUCCAAUUUUGACCUCACAGUGAUUCCCCUGCUCAACCCAGAUGGCCGAGCACACCUUGAAAGCUCCCUCAACUACUGCUGGCGUGGCAAUGCCCGGGGCGUUGACCUCAACCGCAACUUUGACUGGGACUUUGGCGGCAAGGGCGCCAGCCUCAACCCGCUCGAUGAAGAAUACUGUGGCACACAUGCCCUCAGUGAAGUGGAGGCCCGAGCCCUCCGCGACCACCUCACCCGCGAGUCUUUUGAUGUUUUUAUCAGCCUUCACAGCGGCACCCGCCAAAUCUACUUGCCCUACAGCGACGGCAUCUCCUGGUCCUCGGGUCGCCAACCUCGCUUUCACACCGACAUGAUUUCCAUCCUCCGCACCGCCCUGCGUCUUCACUCGUCCCAAAUUCCUGACCGUUCCUUCCAGGGCGGAGCCGCUCAUCAGCUCCUCGACUAUCCAGCCUCCGGUACCUCCUUUGAUUACGUCGUCGGCCGUGAGCUGGCGCCCCUUGGUUUUGCCGUUGAAGUAUAUGGAAACCUCAGCCACAAAUCUGACGGUUGCUUUGACAUCUUCAACCCAGUGGCCACCGAAUUGCCCGCUGCAUUGGCCGUUGCCGACACAUUCAUGGUCGCAUUGCUCAAGGCUGUUCAAAUGCAUUGGACAAGCACUCUCAACACCUGGCACGAGCGGCAGCGCUCACUACCGCUUGACAACCAAAUCGAAGCCAGCGCCUACCAAGCUCCCUGGACCAUCCUGCUGAUUUGCGCCGCCAUCUUGGGAGGUCUUGUCUUUAUGCAGCGCAAGUCAGUUCUCUUGCCCCAUCUACCCCCUGUAACUCACACUGUAAUGUAA